This is a messenger RNA of Boeremia exigua, 2160 nucleotides long. RefSeq names its product lipoxygenase 1. The record is from RefSeq and is a predicted model, not a curated record. Gene Ontology annotation, molecular function: oxidoreductase activity, acting on single donors with incorporation of molecular oxygen, incorporation of two atoms of oxygen; metal ion binding. The coding region runs from base 1 to 2160 and encodes 719 amino acids. Gene Ontology annotation, biological process: lipid oxidation. NCBI's taxonomy places the organism in Eukaryota, Fungi, Ascomycota, Dothideomycetes, Pleosporales, Didymellaceae. The transcript is spliced from 2 exons.
AUGUCUGUCUUCGCUCAGUCUCUAAGCAAUGGCUUUGGUCCCUUGCCGAGACUAGGGGACAUUCUGGGAAGAGAUAUCGUGCACGAUAUCGAGGACGAUGACCUGAAUGUGUGGGACAAAGGCAUCUUCAUCAACGAACUCCUAAAACAAGGAAUCGCCCUUCGAACCGGCGACAAUGGCGAGGUUGGUAGCAGACUUGCUGCGAGGAGGGGCCUUGCACAGGGAACUUAUAGAGGAACACGGAUGGCCUUGACGGAACUCUACAGCUUGAUCGAAGAAGCAGCUGUUUCCCACUUCGAUGUCCAUGGCUUCGAGCCUAUCCUCCCCAUAAAGCGAGAACUCAGUCAGAAGCGGGAUACCUAUAAAUGGAGCAAUCCUGCCGAGGACAACUACCCUCCUCAUCUCCUCACGGUCCCUGCGGAUCAGGCCAACGGAGCUCCAGGUGUUGGCAACAUCUUCAACCUACAGUCGCUGGGGUUCGUGACUCUCAUCGCUCAAGCGGUGGGCUUUAUCAUCCCAGAAGACAUUGAAAAGACGGGCACUCCGUUUGCGGGUCCCACUCUUGCAGACUGCGAGAAGUACAACCAGGAGCAUCCAGGCGCAAAGACUGACAUCAUGAAUGGCGAGAACUUCGGCAACUUGCCUGAUUGGUACUCAGAUGCUCGCUUUGCUCAGCAACACUUCAGUGGAGUCAAUCCUUCAACGAUCGAGAAGAUCAAGCCCGAUUUAGUGAGUGCAUUUGUUGCGGAGGCCGACAAACAGAAGCUCGCGGGUGUGAGCAAGAUACUCUCGGAGAACCAAGACCUGUUUGUCCAGGACUACUCGUACUUUCGCCGAGCUACUGGUGUAAGCAAUGAGGAGGAUUUCCAAAAUGCUGUGCCAGAACUGGUCGGUGGAAAACCGACGGGCAAAGUAGAAUUUCGAUUUGGCUGUGCUCCCAUUGUGGUUUUCCAGCUUCACAACGACGGACGUCUGCACCCACUGGCCAUCACGAUUGACUUCAAGGGUAGCCUCGAUAAGUCAGUCACUAUCUUCAAUCGCCGUCUGACACCCCAGGACAGCAAUGUUGAUGAGAAGAACGAUUGGGCCUGGAGGUAUGCCAAAACCUGCGCCCAGACUGCCGACUGGGCAAGGCACGAAGUAGCAACGCACCUUGUCGACACACACUUGGUCGAAGAAGCGAUCAUAGUGGCGACCAACCGCACAAUUCCUGAGGACCACAUUCUGUACGAGACCCUCAGCCCUCACUGGUUCAGAACCCUUGCAUUGAACAAAGCUGCUCGCGAUGUCCUGGUUCCAGCUGUGAUCGCUCGACUUGCUGGCUUCGGACCAUCCAUCGACCCCAAGACAAGCCGCGCAGUCAAAUUCGUCGACUGGUCCUACCAAAACUUCGACUUCCAAGCAAAAUACAUCCCCGCCGACCUGAAGAAGCGCGGCUUCAACGUCGAGCAGCUGACGACAGAGAAGUACCGCAACUACCCCUACGCCACCGACAUGUUCCUCCUGUGGGGCGUGAUCCGCGACUUCGUCAAGUCCGUGCUGGGCACCAAGUACAAAUCCGACAGCGACGUCCAGCGCGACCCGUACAUCGCCGACUGGUGCCGGGAGAUCCAAACCGCCGGCCAGCUGCCCAGCUUCCCGACCAUCACCACGCUGGAGCAGCUGCUCGACGCAGCCACGAUGUGCAUCCACACGGCGUCGCCGCAGCACACGGCCGUCAACUACCUGCAGGACUACUACUACAGCUUCGUCGCCGCGAAGCCGGCUGCGCUAUGCACCCCGCUGCCCAAAGACCUCGCGUCGCUGCAGUCCUACACCGAGGCCCAGCUCACGGCCGCCCUGCCCAUCGGCCCCGACGGCGCCAAGUGGAAGGACUGGCUGCUCGCGGCGCAGCUGCCCGAGCUGCUGAGCUACAAGGUCGAGAAGGAGUACAACCUGCUCACGUACGCCAAGUCGCUGUACAAUGUGAACAAGGGCCGCACCAACUUCGAGAACAAGCAGUGGGACUCCAAGACGAUCAAGGAGGCGGCGGCGCGGCUGUACAGUCGGCUGAUUGAGCUGGAUGGCGUGUUCAAGCAUGUCAGUGAUAGGCAGACGGAGGGCACGGUCGAGUAUAAGGUGUUGCAGCCCGAGGUGACGGCGGUGUCGAUUCUGAUCUGA